AUGUCGGACAGGGACGCCGGAGAUGAUCUCAGCCUGCCAAAGGCUACAGUACAAAAAAUAGUGUCAGAAAUUAUCCCACCGGACCUUGUUUUCUCACGCGAUACACGAGAUGCUCUUAUAGAGUGCUGUGUGGAGUUUAUUAUGAUUCUAUCCAACGUGUCAAACGAGAUUGCUGAGAAGGAGUCGAAGAAAACAAUUGCAUCCGAACAUGUGAUCAAGGCACUAGAAACGUUAGGGUUCUACGAUUAUAUCCAACCCAUCCAGGACGUGAUCCAAGAACACAAAGAGUCUCAGAAAGUACGUGACCGCAAGGUCGGCAAAUUAGAAUCGUCUGGCAGAUCAGAAGAAGAACUUCUACGAGAACAAGAGCUGCUAUUCGCCAAGUCGCGGUCACGACUGAAUAGCGCUGCCACCAACAACGCGGCCCAAGCAGCAGCUGCCACUGCUAAAGUCGAGCCUGAAUAA
Molecule: messenger RNA, 465 nt
Organism: Sugiyamaella lignohabitans
Lineage: Eukaryota; Fungi; Ascomycota; Dipodascomycetes; Dipodascales; Trichomonascaceae
Gene: NCB2
Product: Ncb2p
Exons: 1
Coding region: 1-465 (154 amino acids)
Biological process (GO): negative regulation of transcription by RNA polymerase II; chromatin remodeling; positive regulation of transcription by RNA polymerase II
Cellular component (GO): negative cofactor 2 complex
Molecular function (GO): TBP-class protein binding; protein heterodimerization activity; general transcription initiation factor activity
Source: RefSeq, a predicted model, not a curated record